AUGGCCGACCUGCCCGACACCGAGAGGCGACGUGCCUCACCGACGUACGUCGAACCACACAAGGGCGACCUAGAAACCACCCGGGAGGAGCGCUUUGAAUGUGCCAAGAAGAUUGAGGAGAAGCUCCGCCAUGUCUAUAAGCACACCUUUCCACUGACAGCAAUUCACGCUUCCAUCAUAUUGCUCGUUCCUGAGGGGUGCCUAAAGGAUGGGGGCUUUCUUGACCCUGAUGAACCAUCACCCUCUCUGAAACAGGCCCUUCAACAUGUCGCCGAGUUGGUCGGACACUUCAUCCAAAAGUCGAACGAGGAUCGCUGGCCUGCCGAUCCAACACAGCCCAAGCGAUCAGAAACUGUCCCGACAGAGCGCUCUUUAAAGAGACCACGUGCCGCAAUCGAUUCUGGCAGUGCCGGACCCGAAAGUAUCACCAGAGAUGAUAACGACACUGGCUGUCCAUCUUACGAACCAAAGGAGAUUCAACAAAGAGCAGCAGUAGAUUGCCGCCAACGAGACAAUUUCCAAUGCAUUAAGCCCCUCGACUCUCAGAAUCCGGAUAAUGAGACGUCGGAAGAUCAAGCAACAGAAGUCAUGAUUCAAUUCAACUGGCUGGAAUGCCGGCAGGGCAAACCCAAUGACCAAGUCACCGUCAUGGGUUCCAGUAACAGCAUGGAGGACCUCGCCAAAAGACAACUCUUUCACGAAGCAAACGGAAACCCUGCCCCCGAUCGUAACGAGAGUGGCAUUAUCGCGGCUGGGGGUAUGGACGCCCACACGGCCAUUAUUUCAGGACAUGUUGUACAAGUGCUUAUGCCUUUCAGCGAUGCUAAGAAAUGCAAAUUGAUGAUUGACCUCCAGUGGUAUCUCAUCCAAAUCGCGGCCAUGAGUGGCGGGGCCAGGCAUCCUGAGCUGCUUCCACAGCCCUAUGUUUAUGACCCCUGCAAGCGUUUGAGGCGAUCUAGUUCGUCCUGA
Messenger RNA from Fusarium pseudograminearum CS3096, 969 nucleotides. RefSeq lists its product as uncharacterized. The coding region runs from base 1 to 969 and encodes 322 amino acids. The transcript has 3 exons. The record is from RefSeq and is a predicted model, not a curated record. NCBI's taxonomy places the organism in Eukaryota, Fungi, Ascomycota, Sordariomycetes, Hypocreales, Nectriaceae.